Molecule: messenger RNA, 3389 nt
Organism: Hippoglossus stenolepis (Pacific halibut)
Lineage: Eukaryota; Metazoa; Chordata; Actinopteri; Pleuronectiformes; Pleuronectidae
Product: cryptochrome-1
Exons: 14
Coding region: 708-2588 (626 amino acids)
Biological process (GO): entrainment of circadian clock by photoperiod; circadian regulation of gene expression; negative regulation of DNA-templated transcription
Cellular component (GO): cytoplasm; nucleus
Molecular function (GO): FAD binding; DNA binding
Source: RefSeq, a predicted model, not a curated record
GCUGUUUGGGGGCGGCGUCAGUGCUUGCAGCGUGCGGCGAGGUGGUCCAGCGGGUGAAUCGCAGUCGAACUGUUGUCAUCAGCGCGACAUCGCAGCUCGAAUCCCUCCUCCUCUCGACAGCUGACGGACACGAGUCCCACGGAACCCGCGGAGCUGUCGAGGCCGUUCACGGAGCUUUGAGUCCCCGCAGGAGACGACGCAUCCGCCCGGGAGCCACCUCCAGGAUCUGUGUUUACAUAACCCAGCUGUGGAGCGGGGAGCAGCCGGGUCCUCUUCACCGUGUCCCCCCGUGCACAGGAGCUGGUUUCAGGCUCUUCUCUCUUCACGGUCCCGGAGAGAAACCCUCGCUCAUCUCUGCGUCGUUAAUUGUUAAUUGUUAAUUGGAACGUUUUCCUCCAUUUUCACAAUAACAAGUUAUACAACCAGCCCGGGCUCCAUCCGCACCGCGCGGUCCUAAAGCCCGCCGGACAGCAGCCUCCUGAGGCCAAAUGGUUCAGCAGCCGUCGACUUAUAAGACCUUCGACAUUAUGGAAAAGGUUCUGUUAGAGCAAGGUUAACUUCAGAGAAGCUCAUUGUUGAAACAGCUGAAAACAGAUUGAAUUUAGCACACAGGGACUUCUUCAUCGUCGGGGAUAGAAGAGGAGGGAGCAGUUCCAGAUCCUCAUCCUCGAAGGAGAUUCCAAACACAGGACUCGUCCAGUCGAGUAAUGGUCAUUAACACGAUCCACUGGUUCAGGAAGGGCUUGCGGCUGCACGACAACCCGGCCCUCAAGGAGUCCCUGCAGGGGGCGGAUUCUGUGCGCUGCAUCUACAUCCUCGACCCCUGGUUCGCCGGAUCCUCCAACGUCGGGAUCAACCGGUGGAGGUUCUUACUGCAGAGUCUUGAGGACUUGGACUCCAGCCUUCGAAAGCUUAACUCCCGUCUGUUUGUGAUUCGAGGCCAACCCACGGAUGUCUUUCCCAGACUUUUCAAGGAAUGGAAGAUUUCUCGCCUGUCUUAUGAGUACGACUCUGAGCCCUUUGGGAAAGAGCGAGAUGCAGCGAUCAAGAAGCUGGCCUCUGAGGCCGGAGUGGAGGUGACGGUUCGAACCUCGCACACACUCUAUGUCCUGGACAAGAUCAUAGAGUUGAAUGGGGGUCAGUCCCCUCUCACCUACAAGCGGUUCCAGACCCUCAUCAGUCGUAUGGAGGCAGUGGAGGUGCCUGCGGAGUCCAUCACCGCUGACAUCAUGGGGAAAUGCGCUACUCCACUGUCCGACGACCAUGAUGACAAGUUCGGGGUCCCCUCCCUGGAGGAGCUUGGUUUCGACACUGAGGGUCUGUCCUCCGCUGUGUGGCCGGGGGGAGAGACUGAAGCCCUCACACGACUCGAGAGGCAUUUGGAGAGGAAGGCGUGGGUUGCCAACUUCGAGCGUCCCAGAAUGAACGCCAACUCGCUGCUCGCCAGCCCGACAGGCCUCAGCCCGUACCUGCGCUUCGGCUGCCUCUCCUGCCGUCUCUUCUACUUCAAACUCACCGAUCUCUACAAGAAGGUGAAGAAGAACAGCUCCCCUCCUCUCUCGCUCUACGGUCAGCUGCUGUGGCGAGAGUUCUUCUACACGGCGGCCACCAACAACCCGUGCUUCGACAAGAUGGAGAGCAACCCCAUCUGUGUCCAGAUCCCCUGGGACCGCAACGCGGAGGCGCUGGCCAAGUGGGCGGAGGGCCGCACAGGCUUCCCCUGGAUCGACGCCAUCAUGACGCAGCUGAGGCAGGAGGGCUGGAUCCACCACCUGGCGCGGCACGCCGUGGCCUGUUUCCUGACCAGAGGAGACCUGUGGAUCAGCUGGGAGGAGGGCAUGAAGGUGUUUGAGGAGCUGCUGCUGGAUGCGGACUGGAGCGUGAAUGCAGGCAGCUGGAUGUGGCUCAGCUGCAGCUCCUUCUUCCAGCAGUUCUUCCACUGCUACUGUCCUGUGGGCUUCGGCCGACGCACCGACCCCAACGGAGACUACAUACGGCGCUACCUGCCCAUUCUGCGAGGGUUUCCAGCCAAGUAUAUUUAUGAUCCCUGGAACGCUCCGGAGACUGUACAGAAGGCAGCCAAGUGUAUUAUUGGAGUCCACUACCCGAAGCCCAUGGUGCACCACGCAGAAGCCAGCCGCCUCAACAUCGAGCGCAUGAAACAGAUCUACCAGCAGCUCUCCUGUUACCGGGGCCUCGGCCUCUUGGCGACAGUUCCCUCCAACUCCAAUGGUAACGGCAACAGUGCCGGCGAAGCCUCCUCAGACGGGAUGGGAUUUCACGCUGAGGCCACUCAUGAUGCCGCACCUGCGUCCGGCUACCGGAUGCCGGUUCACUCCCAGGGAGACUGGCAAAGCGGCGUCAUGCUGUACCUGCAGGGGGAUCAGCAAACCAGCACACAUCAGCAGGGUUACGCCGGCACCAGCUCCAGUGUGAUGUGUUACACUCAAGGCAGCCAGCAGAUUCCUGCCCCUGUCAUUCAGAAAGGGCUUGAACACCACUCCAUCACUCAGACCAGCGGCAAACGUCACAACGAGGACUCUGGAAACGGCAAAAGCUCCAAACUCCAGAGGCAGAGCACUCACUAGAGAGAAAGUGUCUGCAGACGUAUGGCGAGCGAACAGCCAACACGUGGACGCUACAUUUUUUCGUGAAAGCACUACAACGUCGCAUGAUCUCACCUUCAGGAGGAAACGACCCCGUCAUUAAAACACACUGACGAGUCUCAGCGUCUCCAGUAAAUCGGACUGUAUAUUCUCAUUUGGACAGCGCGGCCUGGCCGGUGCUGUCACUGGAGAGGCUGCUACGCUGUGCUCGUCUUUGGGUUAAUAUUGCCGGGACAAACGUCCUUGUUUGUAUAUAAUGAAUUUGCUAAUUUCAGCUCACAUACAACUUGUACAUAUUUGAAUUUUGUAUGUGUGUUUUCUCUCUUUGUGUACACCCCCCUUCCCCCCAUAGACCCACUGAUAUAUAUAUAUAUUUUUGAUAUGAGAAAUCAUUGGGAAUGGACAUUUCUUUUUGGAAGAUUUUCAAUAAAAAUUCAAGCAUUUAUAGAACGUCCAUUCCCAAAAAAACCACAAAAAAAAAACCGGUUAUAAAUCUUGUAUCUGUGCUAAAACAGCUGCCGGCCAUUUUCAAACCAUCUGAAGUAUUUAUCCACAGAAGCGUCUCGAGCUGGCUCAUCUUAUUCCUCACCGCUGCAGAGGCGAUAUCUGUGCGACAGUAACUGUCAUCGUAUCGUACUUGUCGGUGGUAUUUCAACACUACACGACAGGAAUGAGGAGUCUUCAUAUCAUGGUCCCCCCCCCCCUGUAUAUUUCCAAAUAAAUGUACCACUUGAGAGAACUGCUCAAUCUGCUUGUUUCAUUAAAAGUGGGUUAAAUAUACAA